GGAGCUGAGGUUUUUGAAAGGAACGAACAUAAAGUGGUCCUCGUGUGAAACUGGAGCCUCUGUGUUUGUUAUUUUGGAGUGUGAUACGGUUUAGGCGACUUAUAUAAACCCUCGGUUACAUUGGUGGCAGCGGUGGGAUGUAGGUCCCGCGAAAGAAAGACAUCUCAUCACCGUAAAGUCCGGAGAGUCAGCUAGCUUCAUCUCUGUUUGCCGCAGCUAGCAACGGUGAAGCUUCGUCUGGUCAGAAAGCACACAGACUUCUUUUAUUUGGAUUUGGUCUUCUGAUUUAAGUGGAAUAUGUGGAAUAAAAACGAGGACCACUUUAUUUUCGUUCCUUUCCAAAACCUCCGCUCCACUUCAAGAUGACAUCAUUUCCGUUCCAUCUGCCUUCAAAACUCCUUCAGAGGAUAAAGCACCACGUUAAUGGAGAAGAAUGGCCCGAGUGUGGUUGGAGUGCUCCGACUCUUUACCGGGGAUCCCCCUCAGUGUUCUGUUGGUGCCCAUGGAGAAUAAAUACAAAUGUCAGCAGUGUUUCCUGGUCCUGAGGAAGCCGGUGCAGGCUCAGUGCGGCCAUCGCUUCUGUGUACACUGCUUUAAACAGCUGACCAGUUCCGGCCCAAAGCCUUGCGAGGCCUGUCGCCAGGAGAAAAUAUACGAAGAGCCGACUUCUAUCCUCAAUAUUGGCGAAGCCUUUCCGGACAAUGCGGCGGGUCGAGAAAUAGCAAGUCUUCCUGCAAAGUGUUUGAACGAGGGAUGCACGUGGACGGGAUCAAUCAAAGAGUAUGAGACCCAGCACGAAGCCUGCUGCGACUACGAGCUGGUCCAGUGCGAGGCCUGCAAUGCAUUCGUCUUGCGCUCGGAGAAGGAGCGUCACAGCGAACGCGAGUGCGAGGCCAGGGUGCUCAACUGCAAAUACUGCAAGCUGACUUUCAACUUUAAAGACAUCAAGGCCCAUGAUGAAGUGUGCCUCAAGUUCCCCUUGCAGUGUAAAGACUGUGGCAAGAAGAAAAUCCCAAGAGAAAAGUUGAGUGAUCAUAGUCGGGCCUGUGUAAAGUCCAAGAGUGCUUGUUCUUUUAGCCCGGUGGGCUGCAAGUUUGUGACGGACAAUGGCAAACUGAACGACCACGAGCACAACAGCGUCAUGGAGCACCUGCGCCUGCUGCUGCCCAGGGUUCUGUCUGUGAGCCGCCCCAACACUGAGGCCCAAGGGUGUGGCGAGUGGCAGGAAGACUCGGGUCUGGGUCUGUACAGGGCUCCAGAGGAAGGAGCCUCAUCCUCUAUGACGUCUGGGGACUUAGAAAAGAAGGUGAACGCUUUGGAGAACAUUGUCUGCGUGCUAAACCGCGAGGUGGCGCGCAGCUCGGUGACCCUGGAGGCCUUCUCGCACCAGCACCGCCUGGACCAGGAGAAGAUCGAGAACCUGAGCAACAAGGUGACCCAGCUGGAGAGAGUCCUGGCCACAAGGGACUUCCAGAUGUCUGAAAUGGAGCAGAUGAUGCGAGAGCUUCAGUGGUGCACAUUUGACGGCGUCUUCGUGUGGAAGAUCUCGGACUUCCCGCGCCGCAGGCUCGACGCCAUGAGGGGCCAAACGCCAGCGAUGUUCUCACCAGCCUUCUACUCCAGCAAGUACGGCUACAAAAUGUGUCUGAGGUUGUACCUGAACGGCGACGGCACGGGGCGGGGGACGCACCUGUCGCUCUUCUUUGUGGUCAUGCGGGGGAAGCACGACGCGCUGCUCAAGUGGCCCUUCAGCCAGAAGGUGACGCUGAUGCUCCUGGACCAGAACAACCGCGAGCACAUCAUCGACGCCUUCAGGCCCGACGUCACCUCCACGUCCUUCCAGCGGCCCACCAGCGAGAUGAACAUCGCCAGCGGCUGCCCGCUCUUCUGCCCGCUGGGGAAGCUGGCCGACAAGAGCCCGUACUUGCGAGACGACACCAUCUUCAUCAAGGCCAUCGUGGACCUGUCUGGCUUGUGAGGUCGGCUGUGGAAGUUGCACCAAACAGUGAAAGAUGAACAGUUGGGAUAUAUAUCACUAUAUAUAAAAUUAUCUGUGAUACUACCUGUCACAUAUCACAUAUCUAUCAUAUAUCCAUAAUAUAAUACUAUAUUAUAUAACAUAUAUAAUAUAUAGGUGUAAAAUAUAUUUAUAUAUGUCUAUUUAUAUAUAUUUAUCAUAGGAGCAUUAACCCUAAUCUGUGUGUGUAUGUAUAUGUAUAUAUAUAUAUUUCUGUAUGUCUCUAUGUAUGUAUAUGUAUAUAUAUAUAUAUGUAUAUAUACAUGCAUAUAUACAUAAUACACACACAUACGUACACAUAUAUAUACAUACAUACAUAUAUGUAUGUAUAUAUAUGUGCACAUAUAUGCAUGUGUAUAUGUUUGCAUAUAUAUAUAUAUGUACACACACACAUAUAUAUAUGUACACGUAUAUAAAUACAAUAUAAAUAUAUAUAUAUAUAUAUACACACACACGUAUAUAAAUACAAUAUAAAUAUAUAUAUGUCUAAAUAAAUAAAUGUAUAUAUAUGUGUGUAUGUAUAUAUAUAUAUAUAUAUUUGUGUAUAUGUGUAUACAUAUGUACAUAUAUAUAUAUGUGGUAAAAAUCACAAGACUACUUCAUCUCCACAGAACUGUUUCAUGAUGGGUUCCCUCAAUCAGGAGAUUUUUUUUUUUCUCCUGAUGAUUGACGGAACCCCUCAUGAAACAGUUCUGUAGAGAUGAAUUAGUCUUGUGAUUUUUACCACACAUACAUAUAUAUAUAUAAAUGAUAAAUAAAUGGGUUGUACUUGUAUAGCGCUUUUCUACCUUCAAGGUACUCAAAGCGCUUUGACACUACUUCCACAUUUACCCAUUCACACACACAUUCACACACUGAUGGAGGGAGCUGCCAUGCAAGGCGCCAACCAGCACCCAUCAGGAGCAAGGGUGAAGUGUCUUGCUCAGGACACAACGGACGUGACGAGGUUGGUUCUAGGUGGGAUUUGAACCAGUGACCCUCGGGUUGCGCACGGCCACUCUCCCACUGCGCCACGCCGUCCCUAUGUAUAUAUAUAUAUAUUUUUUCUUUUCCCCACACAUACAUAUUGCGCUCUACCACGGUAUCGAGCACAAUUCUCUGGAUAAUCCAAUCAAGAUUAUAUAUAUAUAUAUAUAAAUAUAUAUAUAUAUAUAUAUAUACUCACUGAUUAGGGUUAUUGCUCCUAUGAUAUAAUAUUUAAUGUUUUUUACUGGUAAACAUGCUUGGCUAACAUGUAUGACAUCACUAUAACUAAUGACAUGCAAUACUUACAAUUAUUAUACCUGUUUGUGUCAAUCAAAAGAAAACAAUAUUAGUUCACCUCAAAAUGGGGCCCAGGGGCCUCUUUUCGGGUAAAAAGCUAUUUUUUUUUUGGCCCUCAUCAUAUUCUAAAAAUGUAAUUAAUUCAUUAUGAGAUUUAUUAUUAGAUAUUCCACUAAUUGAUUUUGUUACUAAUAACAUAAAAGUUAAAUGUUUAUUUUCGAUAACUCAGCAUAUAUUGGCCGUCAUUGGAUUGGUUUAAGUAUAUACAUUUAUUGGGCGGGAACAUUUGUCACCUCAUGAGUCAAAUUAGAAUCGAUUUGCGAUUCAAACAGACUCUCGCCAUGUACUAUUUGGUACAGUAUUUACAAUAAAACAGGUUUAAAAAUCUCCUUUUGGUUGAUGGCGUGUACGCGCAGCAGAGAGUCAACGUGGAGAUUGCCUCAAACGUCUUUUUAAAAAUGUAUUCAAAAAAUAUAUAUAGAUAUAUUUAAAAGGUAUGAAUCGAUUUGGAAUCGGAUUAAAUAAGAAUUGCGAUUCGGAUGUGAAUCAAGUAUUUGUAUUGUUUGAGCAUAUUUAUUAACAUGCAACAAGUAUGAUUGUGUGCCUAAUGAAAUGGCUCGUGUCACAUUGUAGUCAUUUGCAUAUUGUAUAUUCAUUGAUGUCAUUCUAGAAACAAUUGGAAAAAAAUGAGCUUUUCAUUCACUUCAUUGUUUUCCCUUCCGUUCUAUAUUUUUAAAUCACACUUAAGGCAGCUUCCUCAAUGUACUCUUGUGAAUAUGGCUUUAUUGUCACAAUAAAGGAACAGUUUGUACUGUGCACACAAGAA
Messenger RNA from Nerophis ophidion (straightnose pipefish), 4106 nucleotides. RefSeq names its product Tnf receptor-associated factor 2b (gene traf2b). The coding region runs from base 434 to 1978 and encodes 514 amino acids. The transcript has 11 exons. Gene Ontology annotation, molecular function: tumor necrosis factor receptor binding; zinc ion binding; ubiquitin-protein transferase activity. Gene Ontology annotation, biological process: positive regulation of JNK cascade; regulation of apoptotic process; protein K63-linked ubiquitination. NCBI's taxonomy places the organism in Eukaryota, Metazoa, Chordata, Actinopteri, Syngnathiformes, Syngnathidae. The record is from RefSeq and is a predicted model, not a curated record. Gene Ontology annotation, cellular component: plasma membrane signaling receptor complex; cytoplasmic side of plasma membrane.